AUGAAUAAUAUCAAGCUAACAGAUAAAUUAAUCAAUGGAAAAAAUGUAUUGAAAAUUAAUCUUAAUAACUUUCAACAAUACAUAGUUUUAGUUUAUAAUCAUUUGAAAGAUAAAGAAAAUGAACAACACACAAAUAUCACAUUAAUUGGAAAUAUUAAUCAAAAUAAUAAUGAGAUUGUAAUACCAGAUACUGUCGAUACUCAAUAUCAGUUAAUAAUAAUGCAUUCUUACCGAGUAGAUUUUAAAUCGAUAUGUGUCGAGCUAUUAAACAAAUCACAAUCAUACACAAUCAAUUUUGAAAACAAUCUAUUCAAAAAAAACCUUGACUAUUUCAAACAAUCUCAUAUCAUUAAUAACAAACGAUAUCAUUCAAUAUCAAGAUUUCCAAACAGUAAUGCUAUCAAUGAUGUAUAUUUAGUGUGUGGUACUGAUGAUCAUAUAUUGAUAAAUUUUAAAGAUAAUCAAAAAUCUUAUGAAAGAGCUGAGAAUGAAAUCAAAGCAAUGAAAUUACUCAAAGGUAAUUGGAGAAGAUUUGUUCAACUUGUUGACUAUCAUCAUGAUAAAUACAAUCAAAUCUUUCAUAUCAUCACUGGAUAUUGUGGUGGUGGUGAUCUUUCCCAAAAGUAUAAACAUUUAACUGAUAUAAAUCAAAUCUUUCCAGAAUCAGAUAUCGGUAAUUAUAUUUCACAACUUUUCAAUAUUCUUUUGGAUCUUGAUAAACAAAGGAAUGUUCAUUGUGACAUUAAACCAUCAAAUAUAUUCAUUAAUGAAUCUGAUGCUUAUGGUACUUUGAUUCUUGGUGAUUUUGGAUGUUGUGAAUUCAUUGGUGAAUCAACAAUCAUUGAAUAUCCAGAUACAAAAGACCACAUUCUUGAACCACUUAUUGUGAUAUCAAGUGAUUCCAAUCGAAAUUGUAUUUAUAUCGAACUAUCAGAAUCAAGUAUUUGUAAAAUGUACCCAAACACACUCAUAAAUGCAACACGUGGAACAAUUGGUUAUAUUUCACCAGAAGCAAUGAACAGACAAUAUGCACAAUCAUGUGACAUCUUUUCAAUUGGAUCAACAAUUCUCAAAUUAUUAUGUUGUCAUCAAGAUGAUCGAAAUAAUCAUCAACUAUUCCAAACCAAACGUGAAAUUAAGAUUUCAGAAUUCAGAUAUUCAAAACAAUUGAUUGAAUUUAUUCAUCGAUUGUUGGAUCAGAGUCCAAAGAAUAGAGAAUCAUUGAAUCAAUUAUUAAACCAAUAUAUUGAAACUGUAACCAAUAAUCAGAUAAUUACAUUCAAUUUAAAUACUCCAUUUCAUAAUACCUCCGUCAAUGUCACUGAGAUCAAUUUUGGAAAUGAUUUCAAUCAAAUAUUAUCAGUUGGUGUGUUACCUAAAUCACUGAAAUCAUUGGUGUUUGGAUAUUCAUUCAAUCAAAUAUUAUCAGUAGUUGGUGUAUUACCUGAAUCACUUGAAUCAUUGGAGUUUAGAGAUGAAUUUAAUCAAAUAUUAUCAGUUGGUGUGUUACCUGAAUCACUUGAAUCAUUGGUGUUUGGAGAUAGAUUCAAUCAAAUAUUAUCAGUUGGUGUGUUACCUGAAUCACUUGAAUCAUUGGUGUUUGGAGAUAGAUUCAAUCAAAAGUUAUCAAUUGUUGGUGUGUUACCUGAAUCACUUGAAUCAUUGGUGUUUGGAAAUAGAUUCAAUCAAAUAUUAUCAGUCGGUGUUUUACCUAAAUCACUUGAAUUAUUAUCAUUUGGAAAUAGAUUCAAUCAAAUAUUAUCAGUCGAUGUCUUACCUGAAUCACUGAAAUCAUUGGUGUUUGGAGAUGGAUUCAAUCAAAAAUUAUCAGUCGAUGUCUUACCUGAAUCACUGAAAUCUUUAUCAAUGACGAACCACAUCGAUAGAAAAGAUCUACCACAACAUAUUGAAAACCUAUUUAUUGGAGGACAAAGAAUAGAUAUUGACUCAUUCUAA
This is a messenger RNA of Heterostelium album PN500, 1956 nucleotides long. Its product is annotated as FNIP repeat-containing protein. Gene Ontology annotation, biological process: protein phosphorylation. NCBI's taxonomy places the organism in Eukaryota, Evosea, Eumycetozoa, Acytosteliales, Acytosteliaceae. Gene Ontology annotation, molecular function: ATP binding; protein kinase activity. The transcript is spliced from 7 exons. Bases 1 to 1956 code for a protein of 651 amino acids. The record is from RefSeq and is a predicted model, not a curated record.